Messenger RNA from Uloborus diversus, 3814 nucleotides. RefSeq names its product protein HID1-like. Gene Ontology annotation, cellular component: Golgi trans cisterna; Golgi medial cisterna; membrane. The coding region runs from base 217 to 2790 and encodes 857 amino acids. The transcript is spliced from 19 exons. NCBI's taxonomy places the organism in Eukaryota, Metazoa, Arthropoda, Arachnida, Araneae, Uloboridae. The record is from RefSeq and is a predicted model, not a curated record.
ACAACACAAAACAUUUUGAAAGAUGGUUACAUGUUUUGAUUUUAUCGUUUCAUAUUUACAGUAAAAUUAUAAGCUUAUGUUAUAACCUUGUGGCAUCAGUGAUUUGGAGAAAAUAGAGUAGUUCCGUUUUCUUCUUUGGAUGCGAAUAAAUAAAAUCGCUGUUUACCAUAUUGUGUUGUUGAGCAGUGCUCUGCAACACAUUUCAAAAAAUUUGUCAUGGGAAAUACUGAUACUAAGUUAAAUUUUCGGAAAGCAGUUAUUCAAUUGACUACCAAGACGCAGCUCAUAGAUGCUAAAGAUGAUAUAUUUUGGGAUCAGUUUUGGUCCGAAAGUGUGCAGAGUGCUCAAGAUGUAUUUACUUUGAUACCAGCAGCAGAAAUUCGAGCGUUGAGAGAAGAAUCACCUUCAAACUUAGCUACCUUAUGUUAUAAAGCAGUAGAAAAGCUUGUUGCUGCAGCAGAUAGUUUAUGCAAUACUCACGUGCAACAACAAACAGUUCUGAACUGUGUUAGACUCUUGAUUCGAAUCUUGCCUUACAUUUUUGAAGAACCUGAUUGGAGAGGAUUUUUUUGGUCCAGUUUACCGGGCAAAUCCAGUGAAGACACGGAUAGUGAGGCUGAAAAUAUGCCUCUUUCUCAGUCAUUGAUUAGUGCCCUCUGUGAUCUUCUUUUUUGCCCGGAUUUCACAGUUUCAUCUGGGAAAAAAGCUGGACCAGAUAAUCCAGAGGAUUUACAAUCCAUUGAUAGUUGUGAAUAUAUAUGGGAAGCAGGAGUUGGUUUUGCUCAUACUCCUACCCAUGUUCCUCAGCAUGAUUACAACAGAACUGAAAUCCUAAAACUGCUUUUAGCAUGUUUUAGUCAAACUAUGUACAUGCCUGCUUCAGAAGUUAACUUGAACCCCAACAAAUGGAUUCAAUACUUUACCUCUGCAGACAAUAGGCAUGCAUUACCACUAUUCACAUCUCUAUUGAAUGUUGUUUGUGCUUAUGAUCCUGUGGGAUAUGGUGUUCCUUUCAACCACUUACUUUUUACUGAUUCACGAGAACCUUUAGUAGAAGUUGCCUUGCAGUUGCUGGUUGUGUCUCUUGACCAUGACUUUAGAGAAGCCUCUGAUGAGAAUACUGACAAAGCUUUUCCAAGUAACCUCUUUAUCAAUUACCUUUCUCGUAUACACAGAGAAGAAGAUUUCAACUUUAUUUUAAAGGGUUUCACAAGGCUUCUCAACAAUCCUUUAAUUCAGACGUACAUUCCAAAUUCAACAAAAAAGGUGCAGUUUCACCAAGAGCUGCUUAUUUUCUUCUGGAAAAUAUGUGAUUAUAAUAAAAAAUUUAUGUUUUAUGUGCUGAAAAGUAGUGAAGUUCUUGAAGUCUUAGUUCCUAUUCUGUACCAUCUAAAUGAUGCUAGGGCUGAUCAAUCCAGAGUAGGUCUUGUUCACAUUGGAGUUUUCAUUCUACUCCUUUUGAGUGGGGAAAGGAAUUUUGGAGUAAGACUGAAUAAGCCGUAUACUGCAAGUGUACCUAUGGACAUUCCAGUUUUUACUGGAACACAUGCUGAUCUUUUAAUCAUUGUUUUUCACAAAAUUAUAACAACUGGUCAUCAACGUUUACAACCUCUGUUUGACUGUCUGUUAACUAUUGUUGUAAAUGUUUCACCUUAUUUGAAGACUUUAUCAAUGGUUGCCAGCACUAAGCUUUUGCAUCUUCUGGAGGCUUUUAGCACUCCAUGGUAUCUAUAUACAAGUGCAACAAACCAUCAUCUUGUAUUUUUCUUGUUAGAAAUUUUUAAUAAUAUUAUUCAAUAUCAGUUUGAUGGAAAUUCCAAUUUGGUGUAUACAAUUAUUCGUAAGCGCAAUGUAUUCCACUCUUUGGCUAAUCUUCCAACCGAUCAUAGCACGAUUCAAAAAUCGCUUAGCAAAAGGAACAAACUAGUUCCUUCUAACAGUAACAUGAGUCUGAAUAGCUACGCAUCAGGAACAAACAACCAAAGUAUGGAAGGAUCAACUCCAGCUAAACCAGCAGAAAAAGGAACUCUAAAUGCAUCACUAGCUGCAACACCUCGCAUUGACAAAAUGACUGAAAGAGAACGUGCUCACCCUCCAAGUUUGCCUACAAGUCCUACAGAUACUACUGCACCUCCAUUGCCAGAUUCUGCAUUUUCUCCCAAUUCCUCUGAAAAAUUAGAUAGCCUGACGAAAUCACCUCAAAGUUCAGAACCUGAAGGUCAAGAAAUGUUGAAGAGUGUUUCUAGCAGUAAAGUGGAAACAGCAAAUACUGAAGACAAAUCUGAGAACUCAUUGCCACAAAUCUCACCUCCUUUAAGUCCUACUCCUUCUAUUGACUCAUCCAGCUCAGAAGCUACAUCUUCUGCUCCUAACAACACUUUCAACAGGACGCGAGCAAGUUCUGCUGCUAGUUUUUCUACUACUGGUUCGAUGGCAGGCUUAUCUUUAAGUAAUUGGAUACCUACUUCUGACUGGGUUAUUUCAUGGAAGCAGAAGUUGCCACUUCAAACAAUAAUGAGACUUCUGCAAGUGCUUGUACCUCAAGUCGAAAAAAUUUGCAUAGACAAAGGUUUGACAGAUGAAAGUGAAAUAUUAAAGUUUUUACAGCAUGGAACUUUGGUUGGUCUGUUGCCUGUUCCACAUCCUAUUUUAAUUCGAAAAUAUCAGGCUAAUAGUGGUACAACCAUGUGGUUCCGCACAUACAUGUGGGGAGUUAUUUAUUUACGCAAUGUUGAUCCACCAAUCUGGUAUGAUACAGAUGUCAAGUUGUUUGAAAUACAAAGAAUUUAAUGAUUCUAAGAAAUUUUGCUCUACGUUGUGGACAUUCACGAGCAGUAAUCGAUUAUUCCAAAAAAAAAAAGAAAAAACUAUAAUUACCUGUUGUUUCAGCCAAUAUUUGAAAUUAUCUUGAAAUAUUUUUUGGAAGUGGCAUUGUGUAAAAAUGUAUUAGCUAACAAUUAUUUUUAUAGAGAUGGUAUUGGGAUUGAAAAAAUUAUAUUUAUUAUAUACCAAAGAAUCAUUUUGAUCUCAUAUAUUAGUUUUUAAAUAUGUCAGUUUUAUUGAAAUGUUUCAACAAUUUUAAAAGUUUAUUUAAAUUUAUGAGAAACCAAAAGUGCAAUGCGUAAAUAUUAUCAUUAUUAUUGUUUUGAGCUUUGCUCUUUUGUUGAUCAAUUUUAGAUUUAUUUUAAACUCAUUUAAUUGCAUUAAAAUUUAGUCAUUUUAACCUUAAUGCAUUAUGAAUAAAUGUACUUCAAUUCCAAAUCUAUAUACAUAUAUAUUAUCUAUGUCUAUAUUGCAUUUCCACUUGGCAUUUCACAAUUUGAAUUUUUAUUAUUAAUUUAUGUUAGCACUGAGUGUUUGAAAGAGAAAAAUAUCUCCGGUGAUUAUAUUCUAAGAAAAAAAAAUCAUUCUCUUCCUGUUUUUUUUCCCCUUAAAUAUUGUUUUAUUUAUGAGUAUCUUGAAUGUAACAUUUAAAUUUUUUAAUGGAGAAUACAGUAUUUUGCUAAUUAUUCAAAUAUAAAACUGCAACAUGAAAUAUUAUUCAUUGACUGCAUAAAAUAAACAUACACAAUUUAUGGUUAUAUACAAAACUUUUAAAAAUGCUUUAGGUGCUAAUAAUCUUUAGCUUGUAUUUCAAAUCAAAAUAAUCAGGUAUCUGUUUUUCUCCUUUCAGCAUAUUUAUAAAUAAAACAACUGUAUCCUUAAGUUUUAAGAAUAACUGUGAUGUUUAUUACCUCUAGUACACCAUUAUGUUAUUGAUAUUUGUUUGAAAUUCAGUAUUUUAUAAGCACCUUUUUUGUACUUUUUGUUUAUU